AUGGCCAUAGGAGCAUCCAUUCACCCAGACUUCAAGGGCUUACAGUUUUCUCUGCGUCUGUAUGCUCUAAAGUUUGUUCUCGACGCUCAGAAAUGGAUCGGAUCGAUACUCGAAGAGGCCGACUGCCUUGGGCCAAAUACCAUCUGGAUCUCGACCGAUGCUCUAGCUCGUGUUGCGAUGCGUCUUAGACUUCACCAUACGGAGCAACUGAUUGGUUCCGACAUGACAGCUGCAGACGUGCAGCUUAGGAAGAAGCUGUGGAGCACAGUCGUGGAGUUGUCGGUUCAGUCCAGUCUAGAUUCCGGUCUUCCUUCGUCUAUCAUCCCUGCGGACUUGCAGCUUGACCUGCCUCUGAAUGUCAACGAUGCCCAGCUUGCGAAAUAUCGCUGA
This is a messenger RNA of Endocarpon pusillum Z07020, 390 nucleotides long. RefSeq lists its product as uncharacterized. Lineage: Eukaryota; Fungi; Ascomycota; Eurotiomycetes; Verrucariales; Verrucariaceae. The record is from RefSeq and is a predicted model, not a curated record. The transcript is spliced from 2 exons. Gene Ontology annotation, biological process: DNA-templated transcription; regulation of transcription by RNA polymerase II. Gene Ontology annotation, molecular function: RNA polymerase II cis-regulatory region sequence-specific DNA binding; DNA-binding transcription activator activity, RNA polymerase II-specific; zinc ion binding. Bases 1 to 390 code for a protein of 129 amino acids. Gene Ontology annotation, cellular component: nucleus.